Lacerta agilis (Sand lizard) is the source of this 1929-nucleotide messenger RNA. It is a transcript of the gene BLOC1S4, whose product is annotated as biogenesis of lysosomal organelles complex 1 subunit 4. The record is from RefSeq and is a predicted model, not a curated record. Bases 108 to 743 code for a protein of 211 amino acids. NCBI's taxonomy places the organism in Eukaryota, Metazoa, Chordata, Lepidosauria, Squamata, Lacertidae. Gene Ontology annotation, cellular component: BLOC-1 complex. The transcript is spliced from 5 exons.
CACCGACAGUUGACGGGCCGACCGUUGAAAAGCGCUUCGUCAGGUGACAGGCGGUUGGCUUCGCAAUGCGCGCGGGCGGAAAGUAGUAGUGCGAGGGAGGGGUCCAAAUGGAUGAGGCGGCAGCUGAGGAACCGCCGCCGCCGCCGCCGAGUGGCGACAGCGGCAACGUCUCUCAGAGCCACAGCAGCGCCUCCGGCAUCGGGGAGGAGGAAGAAGACGACGCGGCCGAAGGAGAUGCCUGCGGAGCGGAGCUGCUGCUGGCCGCGGCCGCGGCGGACUACGCCGGGUACCUGCUGCCCUCGCCGCUGGGAGGAGUCCCCCCAACCGGGCAGAUUGAAACCUUAGACAAGAGUCUGGAAGAUUUGCUGACCAGGGUAGAUGAGUUUGUGGGGAUGUUAGAUAUGAUUCGAAGUGAUUCCUCUCAAGUAGUAAGUGAAAGUGUGCCUCAUAUUCAUGCAAAGGCAAUGGAAAUGAAGCAACUGUAUAGAAAGAUCGACAAACUGGAGGCCUUUGUAAAAAUGGUUGGAAAUAGCGUGUCAGGGAUGGAAGAACAGAUCACAAAGGCAGAAUCAGACCUUGGAGCGUUUCCAAAUACUUUCAAAAAAUUUCUACACACAAUCAAUGUGCCAUCUUUCCUUAACAAAUCAUCUUCCUCAAGGCAGAAUCAAACCAUUUAUGAACCUCCUGAUCUCUUCAAGACAGAAGACUACUUCCCUUCCCUCGGUGAAGCACAAUAUAUGUGAUUUAGCUUGACAAUGACAUUAUUGACAAGAGAGUCUUAUCUAAGUGAGUGCUGGUCUUAGGUAGUUGCAAUUCUUUGGAAAUUAUGUCCUGCUGCCUCCCAUGUGUCCCAUGCCCUCUUCAAACAUACUUCAGCUUAGUUUUGUAUAGAAUAUACUGUUCUCCCAGUCUUUCAACAAGGUGAACUAUACACAUGUUUGGCAGCUAACCUUUGCAAGUAACCCACUUUGAGGGCAGGGAGAGGGAGAUGGGGUUGGGUGGAGGCAAGUACACACUCAUGCCACAUGACUUUUAGACAGAAAUAGUCCUUCCUCCUCCCUGAUUUUAUGUGUAGGAAAGAGGAUAAGAGUGUGCAGAAUGGGCUCCUUAAGAUCAGCUACCUACCAAACACCUUUUUUACCUUUCCCAGCUAAAAAGUGUCAGGGAAGGCAAGUGGGGAAGUAACACCUGAGUUCAUACCUUCCUUUCUUACACCUGCCCCUAAGGAUGCCAUAAACACACAUACACACCUGCCUUUUUUACUUGUCAACAUUGAAAGGCUAGGUAGAAGCAGGUAUACUCUAUGUGUUUCUUACAUCUACAGCCCCUUCUUUGGGCCUGAAAUGACUCGUUGGGAGAUGGAAGAGGCCAAGCAAUAGAACUCAUUUUUGUCUUCCUCUGCCCAGGAGUGGGUUGGCAUAUGGGCAACAAGUUGCCAUACUCUAUUAUUUUCUUGGUUAUUCUCAUUUCAGAAAUUGGAAUAAAAAUGUAUAAAUACCCAUCUGCAGUUAAGAGAUUGAGGGGAGAAAACAGGAAAUGUAUGCUUUUGCAUCUCUCUUUAUUUGCUGCUGCUAGUAUUAACCCACAUACCACAAGGAUAUUUUUUUUAAUUAUUCUGUGGUACUUUUAAGUGCAAUAAGGACCAAAACUAUACAUUCAUGCCCUUUAAUGAAUGUAUCUGGAUUCAGUUCAAUGUAUUGGGUGGAAAUGCACUGUUUAAACAGGGAGAGGCAAAAGCUCCUUUGUUUUUUUUUGAACUGCUGCAAAGUAAAGUAAAACAGUUAUAGGUGCUGCCUACUGCAACAAUUCAGGGGAACUGUUGCUGACAAAAGCCCUUUUCGAUGAAUAUAUUAAAACGUUUGUAUAUAAAAUGCCAAAAGCGGUGGUCAAAGCUCUUAUAACUUAAAUCUAAUUAAAGUUUAAAUAAGA